AUGUUCGCCUCUUCCCUUCGCUCUGCCUGCUGUCGUGGCCCCGUGGUGGCUCGCAGCUUCAGCUCUACCGCCGCUACGAGCGCUGCCGAGGUCAAAUCGCUAGGUGUGAUCGGGGCCGGUCAAAUGGGCCUUGGAAUUGCUCUUGUUGCUGCACAGAAGGCCCAAAUUCCUGUCACUCUGGUCGACAGCAACCAGGCCUCCCUGGAUAAGGGUCUAAAGUUUGCCGACAAGCUCCUCGAGAAAGAUGUCGCCAAGCAACGUCUUACCCGAGAGGCCGCCGACGCGGCCCGAGCCGUACCCGAGAUAAUCGAUCUCAAGCAGAAGAUUUUUAGCAAUCUCGCUCAGAUUGCACCCAAGCAUGCCAUCCUGGCGACUAACACCUCGCUCCAUCUCGGGGUGAUCUCGACCCACUUUAUGAACCCUGUCCCUGUUCAGAAGGGUGUCGAGAUCAUCCGGGGUCUGCAGACCUCCCAGGAGACCAUGGAUACUGCUAUUGCCUUUGUCCAGCGCAUGGGCAAGGUGGCCUCGGUCUCUGCUGACUCGCCUGGAUUUUUGGCCAAUCGUAUUCUCAUGCCGUAUAUUAACGAGUCAAUCAUCUGUCUGGAGACUGGUGUCGGUCGUCGCGAAGAUAUUGAUAAUAUCAUGAAGACUGGCACCAACGUUCCCAUGGGUCCUCUGGUCUUGGCGGAUUUCAUUGGUUUGGAUACUUGCUUGUCCAUUAUGAAUGUUCUCCACCAGGAGACCGGUGACAGCAAGUACCGUCCUGCCGGUCUGCUGCGUCGGAUGGUAGAUGCUGGUUGGUUGGGUAAGAAGUCGGGCAAGGGCUUCUACGACUACUGA
Penicillium maclennaniae is the source of this 840-nucleotide messenger RNA. RefSeq names its product 3-hydroxyacyl-CoA dehydrogenase family protein. Bases 1 to 840 code for a protein of 279 amino acids. NCBI's taxonomy places the organism in Eukaryota, Fungi, Ascomycota, Eurotiomycetes, Eurotiales, Aspergillaceae. Gene Ontology annotation, biological process: fatty acid metabolic process. The transcript has 5 exons. Gene Ontology annotation, molecular function: oxidoreductase activity, acting on the CH-OH group of donors, NAD or NADP as acceptor; NAD+ binding. The record is from RefSeq and is a predicted model, not a curated record.